Molecule: messenger RNA, 2184 nt
Organism: Serpula lacrymans var. lacrymans S7.9
Lineage: Eukaryota; Fungi; Basidiomycota; Agaricomycetes; Boletales; Serpulaceae
Exons: 16
Coding region: 1-2184 (727 amino acids)
Biological process (GO): threonyl-tRNA aminoacylation
Cellular component (GO): cytoplasm
Molecular function (GO): threonine-tRNA ligase activity; ATP binding
Source: RefSeq, a predicted model, not a curated record
AUGACUACGCCAGUCGCGUCCACCUCAGAACCAGUUCAAAUACCAGCUCUUGAAGCCCCCCAUGCUACAGGUGGGAAGCAACAAAAGGAAAAGAAAGUUAAACAAGCAGCGGGAUCAGCUUAUCCAUUGGAGCUGCAACCCCCACCAGAAUUCUUCGAUCAUCGUAUCAAGAUUUUUGAGAAGCUCAAAGCAGAAUAUGAUGACUUUGUAAAAGCUCAACCGAGACAGGAAAUCGUCAUCACGCUUCCAGAUGGCUCUGAGCGAAAAGGUACGAGCUGGGAAACUAGCCCGAUGGAUGUUGCAAAGGAAGUUUCGAAGAGCUUGUCAGAGCGCAUUGUGAUCGCAAAAGUCGAUGGCAACCUCUGGGACCUGGAGCGGCCCUUGGAGGCUGCUUGCAAACUUGAACUCUUGGACUUUGAACACCCAGAAGGCAAGCGAGUAUUCUGGCAUUCAUCUGCACACGUUCUUGGUGAGGCUGCCGAGCGGCACUAUGGUUGCCAUCUAUGCAUCGGUCCCCCUGUUGAAGAGGGUUUCUUCUACGAGAUGGCUUUGGAGGACAGAGCAGUCAGCAUGACGGACUACCCCGCAUUAGAAAAGCUGUCGGAAAGCGCGGUCAAGGAAAAGCAAAAGUUCGAACGUCUUGUUGUCCCCAAAGAAACAUUGCUGGAAAUGUUUGGCUACAAUAAAUACAAGAAACAUAUCAUCGAGUCCAAGAUUCCUGACGGAACGUCCACUACAGUGUAUCGAUGUGGUCCGAUGGUUGAUCUUUGUGUUGGGCCCCACAUUCCCCAUACCGGCAAGAUUAAAGCAUUCAUGGUCACAAAGAACUCAGCUUCUUAUUUCCUUGGUGAUCCUAAUAAUGAUUCUCUUCAAAGGAUUUAUGGAAUCUCGUUCCCUGAUAAGAAACAGUUGACGGAGUACAAGGCGUUUCUGGCCGAAGCUGCCAGGCGUGAUCAUCGAAAGAUCGCGAAGGAGCAAGAGCUAUUCUUCUUCAAUGAUCUCAGUCCAGGUAGUUGUUUCUUCCUGCCGCACGGCACGCGUAUUUACAAUACACUCUUGGAGAUGUUAAGAUCUGAGUAUUACAAACGGGGCUAUCAAGAAGUGAUAUCUCCAAAUAUGUACAACAGCAAGCUGUGGGAGACAUCGGGUCACUCGCAGAACUAUCAGGAUGGCAUGUUCACCCUUGAUGUAGAGAAAGAGAAAUGGGCGUUGAAACCCAUGAACUGUCCCGGCCACUGCCUCAUAUUUGACUCCAGGGAUCGCAGCUACAAAGAACUCCCAAUUCGCAUGGCAGAAUUCGGAAUCAUUCAUCGGAACGAGGCAUCAGGAGCCUUGACAGGUCUGACUCGAGUUCGGCGCUUUGUGCAGGAUGAUACCCAUGUGUUCUGCAUGCCUUCCCAGAUUGAAGAGGAAAUUAGUGCCUUGUUUGAUUUUAUGCAGCAUGUGUACGGUCUCUUUGGCUUCGAUUUCCAACUGGAGCUCUCCACGCGUCCUGACAACUAUCUCGGCGCGCUUGAGACUUGGAAUGUUGCGGAGGAGCAACUUAAGGUAGCCCUUGAUAAGCAAUAUCCUGGAAAGUGGGAGAUCAAUCCCGGUGACGGGGCAUUCUAUGGCCCGAAAAUUGAUAUUACCAUUCGUGAUGCUCUACGACGCUCAUUCCAGUGUGCAACGAUCCAGCUCGAUUUCCAGCUUCCAGAACGGUUCAACUUGAAAUAUCGUUCGGCUGAAGACGCUACGUCGAGCGAUAGAGCUCUAUCAAGGCCCGUGAUCAUUCAUCGUGCGAUUCUGGGAAGUCUGGAACGUUUCAUCGCAAUUAUCACUGAACAUUUUGCCGGGAAAUGGCCCUUCUGGCUAUCCCCCCGCCAAGUCCUUGUUGUUCCGGUCGCAGCUCCCUACAGAGCAUACGCGCAAGAAGUCACGGACUACCUUUCUUCUUUGGGAAUUUACGUUGACGUUGACAAUGGUGAAAAUACCCUCCCCAAGAAGGUCCGUAACGGAGAAAUCGCUCAAUACAAUUUCAUUCUCGUUGUUGGUCAAGAGGAACUGGACGGAAGAUCCGUGAACGUUAGGAACAGAGAUGACGUCGGAACCAAGGCCAAGACGGAUAUGAUACCAUUGGAAGAGAUUGGGAAGAAAUUAGCUGCUCUCAAAGCGUCAAAGAGUUUGACAAAUAAACUUGUAUGA